CUUUCCCACCCAGUUUCUAUAACGUCGUUUCUGUGUUUCGAAUUCUCCGGACUAUUAUUCUAUCAUUCGAACUCAAUAGCCCGACUAGUGGAACAACUACAAUGGCAAGAAGGACCCGUCUUUCUCAUGCCGAUUACACGGUUGGAUGGAUAUGCGCCCUAUCUCUGGAGAUGGCAGCUGCGAAGCUCAUGCUCGAUGAGGUCCACGAGAACCUAUCGUCACAACCGAACGACCAUAACUCUUAUUAUUUCGGGAAUAUUGGGCAACACAAUAUUGUACUUGCAUGCCUGCCACAUGGUGAAUAUGGCAUUGCGUCUGCCGCUACUGUAGCCACGCAGUUGAAAUCCAGUUUCCACUCGAUUCGCUUUGGUUUGAUGGUCGGCAUCGGAGGAGGGGUGCCAAGCGAAGGUGAUAUCCGCCUUGGUGAUGUUGUGGUCAGUAGACCAACGGGUGCACAUGGAGGAGUGGUGCAAUAUGACUACGGCAAAGCAUUAAACGAAGGCGUAUUUCAGCGAACAGGCAUGCUCAACCGUCCACCUCAAAUCCUCUUGACAAGUCUUAACAAAGUAGAAACGAACCACAUGACCGAAGGGAGCCGAGUCCCGAGAUUUCUCGACGACAUAAAACGCAAGAUACCCAACUAUGCUGCAAAUUUCGCUCGUCCAACUCAAGCGGACUGUCUCUACAUGACCGGCUAUGAUCACGCCAUUCCCAGCUCCGAAACUUGUGAUGGUUGUGAUAAAACUAUGGACGUCCAACGAGCCAAUCGAAAGGAUAACAACCCUGUUAUUCAUUACGGGGUGAUUGCGUCCGGUAAUCAAGUUGUGAAAAACAGUCACCUACGAGAUAAUCUAGGUCGUGAACUCGGAGCAUCCUGUGUGGAGAUGGAAGCGGCGGGAUUGAUGAAUAAUUAUCCAUGUCUCGUGGUGCGCGGCAUUUGUGAUUACGCGGACUCCCACAAAAACAAAGAAUGGCAACGAUAUGCUGCUGCCGCGGCAGCAGCAUAUACCAAAGAACUUCUCCUGGAGACACCAGCCAUCCACAUUGAUCAAGCACAGACCGUGCAAGAGAUUCUGUAUGAUUCUGAUAUACAUCGGGUUGAAGCAAGCGAAGACGAGGAUGGAACAAGCGAAGACGAGGAUGAAGAAAGCGAAGAAGAGGAAAGCGAUGGUGAAAUCUUGGAAAGUAGAGGCAAUGCCUCAUCUCAGCGUCGCGACAAAUGCUAUAACUGUUGGAGAUAUGGACAUUGGAGGAACCAAUGUCCUGAUCUCACUUGUGACAGAUGUGGCUCUUUAGGUCACUAUGCCACAACAUGCACUCGACAACAAGGGAUUUGCUAUAAAUGUGGGACUUGGGGACAUUUUGCAGAGACAUGCUGGAUAUCGUAAUAUUCGUGUUAUCGAUGAGGAAUCCGGGGUUACUACAUAUUGGUACAAGAUGGGGACAUAUAUGUAAGCUGCAAUUAUAAGGGUUUAC
This is a messenger RNA of Aspergillus campestris IBT 28561, 1476 nucleotides long. RefSeq names its product Pfs domain protein. Lineage: Eukaryota; Fungi; Ascomycota; Eurotiomycetes; Eurotiales; Aspergillaceae. Gene Ontology annotation, biological process: nucleoside metabolic process. The transcript has 3 exons. The coding region runs from base 102 to 1388 and encodes 428 amino acids. The record is from RefSeq and is a predicted model, not a curated record. Gene Ontology annotation, molecular function: catalytic activity; zinc ion binding; nucleic acid binding.